UCCAUAACCGACCCACAAUAUUUAUAGUCUCUAGCUAGCUAGCAGCAUGUACCCAAACAACCAGGAAGCUCCCUAUUCCAAAUCAGCUCCACCACCUCCAAUUGCAGGCCCGCCAUUUGCAAAGUCUCACGAUGAGCAAUGGUCUACCGGACUUUGUGAUUGUUUUGAUGAUCCCUCCAACUGUCUCAUAACAUGUUUCUGUCCAUGUAUCACCGUAGGCCAGAUUGUGGAGAUUGUUGAUAGAGGAGCUACAUCGUGUCUUGUUGGUGGGCUCAUCUACUAUGCUGUGGCCUCUGUUGGCUGCGGAUGGUUAUACUCGUGCACUUACCGCUCCAAACUGCGGGGCCUCUUCUCACUGCCAGAAGCUCCGUGUGUAGAUUGGUUGGUUCAUUGCUGCUGCUGUGCAUGUUCUACUUGUCAAGAGUAUAGAGAACUCAAACAUCGUGGGGCUGAUCCCUCCAUAGGUUGGCAAGCCAAUGUAGAGAAAUGGAACCGGGAAGGACUGACGCCUCCUAUAGUUGCACCCGGCAUGGCUCGUUAAUGGAGAGGAUUUGUGCCAUAAGAUCUGCCUUCUGUCACUGGAGAAGUGGUGCAAGAAAGAUUGAGAAUGCUAUUUGAUUGUCAAGCUAGCCCUUAAUUCUUGUGCGCACAAUUGUUAUAAUGGCUUUAUAUUCUUUUUAAGACAUUGUCAUAAUGUAUUAUGUGUUAGAAAUAAUUAAAUAACAAUUAUUUCUUUAACCUAA
Alnus glutinosa is the source of this 743-nucleotide messenger RNA. Its product is annotated as protein PLANT CADMIUM RESISTANCE 12-like. The transcript is spliced from 4 exons. The coding region runs from base 47 to 541 and encodes 164 amino acids. The record is from RefSeq and is a predicted model, not a curated record. Lineage: Eukaryota; Viridiplantae; Streptophyta; Magnoliopsida; Fagales; Betulaceae.